Electrophorus electricus (electric eel) is the source of this 2455-nucleotide messenger RNA. It is a transcript of the gene ftr82, whose product is annotated as finTRIM family, member 82. The record is from RefSeq and is a predicted model, not a curated record. Lineage: Eukaryota; Metazoa; Chordata; Actinopteri; Gymnotiformes; Gymnotidae. Gene Ontology annotation, molecular function: protein binding; zinc ion binding.
CAGUCCUGGUUUAACUUGUUUGAGCCAGGCUGUACUCUCUCUCUCUCUCUCUCUCUCUCUCUCUGAAAGAAGGAGAGAGCUCUGCCAGCUUUUAAUCAAUAACUCGUGGAAUUCAGAAAUAGAAGUAGGUCCUGCCUGCUCCAGUCACACCGAACGCAAUCUCUAGGGCUUUGGGCUUCUCCUCUUUCACAUUCCGCUCCCUCUCUCUCUCACUUUCUCUCGCUUGCUCUAUCGCUCUCUUUCUCUCUCUCCUGCCCUCACACAGAGGGACACUCUCACCCUUACUAACUCAGCCGUCUGGAUACAGCAACACUUGUGCACUCUCGUGCGCCAGGCGACCAUGGCCGAGCCCAUGUCCCCGGAUUACUUCACCUGCCAUCUCUGCGCGAGCCUCCUGAGGGAUCCAGUGGCGAUCCCGUGUGGUCACAGCUUCUGCAUGGACUGCAUCAGCGGCUACUGGGAUGAGGCGGACUACACGGGCAUCUACAUCUGCCCACAGUGCAGGAUUACGUUCACCCAGAGGCCUGUGCUCAGGCCCAAUGCCACCCUCACCAAAGUGGCAGAGAAGAUCAAGAAGACGGGCCUGAACUUGGCACUGCCGACCAACGGAAGCCUCGCCGGCCCCUCGGACGUGCCGUGCGACUUCUGCUCGGGAAAGAAGCUCAAGGCAGUUAAGUCAUGUCUGAACUGCCUGGCAUCGUACUGUGAGAAGCACCUGAAGCCCCAUUACGAGUCGGCCACCUUCAAGAGGCACAAACUGGUGGAUGAACUGGGAAACCUGGACAGGAAGAUCUGCCCGCAGCACCAGAAGAGCCUGGAACUCUUCUGCCGCACCGACCAGAUGUGCAUCUGUGCCAUCUGCACAGUCAGCGAACACAAGGGCCAUGACAUUGUGUCGGCCGAGGCGGAGAGGAGCGAGAAGCAGAAACUUCUUGGAGUGUCUCAAGCAGAGAUCAAACAAAAAUGCCAGCAGAGGACCAAAGAGCUGGAGGAACUAAAGACAGCUGUGGACUCCCUGAAAAGUUCAGCCCAAAGGGCCAUGGCCGAGAGCAAGAAGAUGUUUGAUGAGAUGAUCACCUCUAUUGAGAGGAUGAGGUCAGAGGUCACCAAGCUGAUCAACAUCAACGAGAAAGCUGCGUUUAGCCAGGCUGAGGGCCUAAUGGAGCGGCUGGAGCAGGAGAUUGAGGAGCUCAAGAAGAAAGAGACGGGUCUGAAGCAGCUCUACAGUACCGAGGACCACAUUCACUUCUUACAGAAUUUCAACUAUCUUUGCACACCGACCGACGACGGCUUCAUCCCCAAAGUGUCUCUGAAUCCUGACUUCUCAUUCAGCGCCGCUAGGAAAGCUGUAGCUGAGAUCAAAGAGAGGCUAGAGGAGUUGGGCCGAGAAGAACUGCUGAAGGUCUCAAAGACAGUUAAUGAAGUGCCUGUUUACACUGUGGAGAAUCGUACCUUUCGAGAGAAAAGCAGCCGAGUCAAAGAGAUCCAUACAGUAGACAGCGCCCCACCUCCCCACCCCAGGAGCAGGUCAGAGUUUGUGAAAUACUUCUGCCAGCUCCGCCUGGAUCCCAGCACAGCUUAUAAGGAGCUCUACCUGUCCGAGGGGAACAAGAAGGUAUCGCGGACCCGCAACCUGCAGCCGUAUUCCGACAACCCAGAGCGCUUUGACAACUUUGCGCAGGUUCUAUGUCGCGAAGCUUUGUCUGGUGGCCGCUUCUACUGGGAGAUUGAGUGGAGCGGGGAGUUCUCUGUGGGCGUGGCCUACCGGGGCAUUAGUCGCAAGGGCAAAGGCUCCCUGUGCUUGCUGGGGUACAAUGAUAAAUCCUGGAGCCUCCUGUGCUCCGACUCAGGCUAUUCCGCCUGGCACAACAAGGUGGACAAGCCCAUCAGUGCACCUUACUCUCCCAGAAUAGGGGUGUACCUGGAUCACAGCGCAGGGGUGCUGUCCUUCUAUACCAUUGGUGAGACCAUGACGUGCCUGCAUCGCUUUGAGACGACCUUUACUGAGCCGCUCUACCCUGGGUUUGGUGUCGGAACAUCUGUUAAGAUCUGCCAACUGAAAUGAACACUGAAAUGAAUGUUUUGCAUUUUCACAAAGAGCCCAAAAUGAAGGAUUGAAUAUUCUCAGAAGUGUUUUUUUUUAUUAUUGAUUUUCUAUUUUUCUACAUCAUGUUUUGAAUUUUAUGUUGCUUUCAACUCUCAUUGAAGCUAUUGUGUGCAAAAACUAAAUUUUUAUUUCUAAAUUGCUACAAUUUAUUUAGGUCUAAUCCCACCCCCAAAUGUUAUUCAAACAUGCCAUUUUAUGCUGUUCUUUGUCUAUUAAUAUUGUUUUAAACACUAACCCUUGUAUUUAUCCAAACACUGCGUGCCACAGUCCUCUUUCUGAUAAACAAAGUACACUAUUUGUGAACAAUGACCUAUUAAUAUUCAAAUUAAAGUUGUAUUAAUUUUCAAA